AUGAGCAGUAAAUCUCAGGGACUUUUUAAAGACCGAUUCAGGAUAAAGCUUGUGAUGUUUAUGCACAUCAAGAUGUACAUUGGUGUCCUGUUGCACUGUCUUCUGUUUACAAGAUCUCUUUACGGGUCUUGCAGCCUUGCUCUCUUGGUUAUGAUCAGCUCACUGUCCUUCCUAAGGGCAUGCCUGGCCGAUCCAGGGAGAGUUAAUAGAAAGGUUUACCACAAGUAUACACCAGACGUGGUUGCAUUCGAAGAGAAUGUAUCGACACAGAUACACACAAACAAGAAUGGAGACUGGGUAAGAGCAAUAAGGAUAAACGGGACGGAGUAUCAGGAGAAGUAUUGUUUGGAAUGUAAUUUAUUUCGCGUCAAUGGAAUGUCCCAUUGCAGAGAGUGCAACAGAUGUGUUCUUGAGAUGGAUCACCACUGCAUGUGGUUUGGAAACUGCAUUGGUAGAAACAACAUAAGAUACUUCCACAUCUACCUGUAUACCCUGAGUAUGGUUACCUUGAUAAAUGCAGGGUUUAUGUACAAUCUGGUAACGAUGUGCAGUAAGAGCACAUUUUUUGCACUUUCCCUCAGGAUCCUUGUGGCCGCCUUUGGUGCGCUGUACACUCUACUUUUCUUCAUCAUCUUUCUAUUCACAAUGUUCAACAUAUAUGUUGCCUUAAACUCCUCAACAUCAAGAGAUUUUAUCAAGAAUGGCGUAGGAAAUAAAAAGUUGGAUAUAGGAAAGGCAUGCAAGAGCCUCUCAAGGAUUAAGCCAACCCUGUCCUUUGACCUUCCGUCUGUGUAG
This is a messenger RNA of Encephalitozoon hellem ATCC 50504, 795 nucleotides long. RefSeq lists its product as uncharacterized. NCBI's taxonomy places the organism in Eukaryota, Fungi, Microsporidia, Unikaryonidae. The record is from RefSeq and is a predicted model, not a curated record. Gene Ontology annotation, cellular component: Golgi apparatus; endoplasmic reticulum. Bases 1 to 795 code for a protein of 264 amino acids. Gene Ontology annotation, molecular function: protein-cysteine S-palmitoyltransferase activity. Gene Ontology annotation, biological process: protein targeting to membrane; peptidyl-L-cysteine S-palmitoylation. The transcript has a single exon.